GAGGGGCCGCGUGUCCUGCAGAAUGGAGCUGGUAGCUGGAUGCUACGAGCAGGUACUUUUUGGGUUCGCUGUACACUUGGAGCCCAAGGCGAGCGGCGACCAUGAGAAAUGGACUCCCGUGGCCGACUUCACUCACCAUGCCCACACUGCCUCCUUGUCAGCAGUGGCUGUCAGUAGCCGUUUUGUAGUCACUGGGAGCAAAGAUGAAACCAUUCACAUUUAUGACAUGAAAAAGAAGAUAGACCAUGGGGCUCUAGUGCAUCACAAUGGCACCAUAACUUGCCUGAAAUUCCACGGCAACAGGCACUUAAUCAGCGGGGCAGAGGACGGCCUCAUUUGUGUCUGGGAUGCAAAGAAAUGGGAGUGCCUGAAGUCGAUUAAAGCUCACAAAGGACAUGUGACCUUCCUUUCCAUUCACCCGUCUGGCAAGUUGGCCCUGUCUGUGGGUACAGAUAAGACAUUAAGAACAUGGAAUCUUGUGGAAGGAAGAUCGGCAUUCAUAAAAAACAUAAAACAAAAUGCUCACAUAGUGGAAUGGUCCCCAAGAGGAGAGAAAUACGUAGUUGUCAUACUGAACAAAAUAGAUGUCUAUCAGCUUGACACUGCAUCCGUCAGUGGCAGCAUCACAAAUGAAAAGAGAGUAUCUUCUGUUACGUUUCUUUCAGAAUCUGUCCUUGCAGUGGCUGGAGAUGAAGAGGUUGUAAGAUUUUUUGACUGUGAUUCACUAAUGUGCCUCUCUGAAUUUAAAGCUCAUGAAAACAGGGUAAAAGACAUGUUCAGUUUUGAAACUCCAGAGCAUCAUAUUAUUGUUACAGCAUCGAGUGAUGGUUUCAUCAAAAUGUGGAAGCUCAAAGAGGACAAGGGGGUUUCCCCGUCUUUGCUGUGUGAAGUAAACACUAAUGCCAGGCUGACAUGUCUUGGAGUGUGGCUGGACAGAGUGACAGACACGAAAGGAAGCCUGCUUCCAGCUGUAGAACCAUCUCCUGUAAGUAAACAAGAACAGUCCAAAAGGAAAAGAAAGGAAUCUGGCCGUGAAGUCCAGGAGGAAGAAAGGCAGCUAAAACCUGACACGAAGAAAUGCGGUUUAACUGGUGACAGUAAUAAGCCAACAAAAGGAAGCAGCCUGGUGUCAACCAAGAAGAGGAAAACAGUAGAAAUGUUAGAAAAAAAGAAGAGCAAAAAGAAGAAAAUAUGAAUGAUGCAGUGA
Molecule: messenger RNA, 1207 nt
Organism: Lipotes vexillifer (Yangtze River dolphin)
Lineage: Eukaryota; Metazoa; Chordata; Mammalia; Artiodactyla; Lipotidae
Gene: PAK1IP1
Product: PAK1 interacting protein 1
Exons: 10
Molecular function (GO): protein binding
Source: RefSeq, a predicted model, not a curated record